UGGUUUUGACUCGGGAAAACAAGGAAGCACGACGGCGGCCAUCUUGAUCUUCUUUACCACGAAGAGCUCGGAGGCUUCAUCAUGAGCUCCCUAAAGUUGCAGAAGAGGCUAGCAGCCUCGGUUAUGCGAUGUGGCAAAAAAAAAGUCUGGUUAGAUCCUAAUGAAAUCAACGAAAUUGCCAAUACCAAUUCAAGACAAAACAUCCGUAAGCUUAUUAAGGAUGGUCUUAUUAUUAAAAAGCCUGUAGCCGUUCACUCGAGGGCAAGAGUACGUAAGAAUACCGAAGCUAGGCGGAAAGGGCGACAUUGUGGUUUUGGUAAAAGGAAGGGUACUGCUAAUGCCCGUACUCCACAAAAGGAUUUGUGGAUUCAACGCAUGAGAGUACUGCGUCGACUUCUGAAGAAGUACAGGGAAACUAAGAAAAUCGAUAGACAUCUGUACCAUUCUUUGUACAUGAAAGCUAAGGGAAAUGUUUUUAAAAACAAGAGAGUAUUGAUGGAAUUUAUCCACAAGAAGAAGGCUGAAAAAGCUCGUGCAGAGAUGCUUUCGGACCAGGCUGAAGCGCGUCGUACUAAAGUUCGUGAAGCUCGUAAGCGUAGAGCGGAACGCAUCGCUACUAAAAAGCAGGAACUUCUGCAAUCCUACCAGAAGGAAGACGAAGCUGCGGCAGCACAGAAAAAGUAAUCUAAACCUGUUCUAUUGUAUAAGAAAAUAAAAAAUCCUCGGAAAUUUGUAAAUUCA
Messenger RNA from Orussus abietinus, 741 nucleotides. RefSeq names its product 60S ribosomal protein L19 (gene RpL19). Gene Ontology annotation, molecular function: structural constituent of ribosome; RNA binding. Bases 82 to 684 code for a protein of 200 amino acids. The transcript has 4 exons. The record is from RefSeq and is a predicted model, not a curated record. Gene Ontology annotation, biological process: translation. NCBI's taxonomy places the organism in Eukaryota, Metazoa, Arthropoda, Insecta, Hymenoptera, Orussidae. Gene Ontology annotation, cellular component: ribosome; cytosolic large ribosomal subunit.